Messenger RNA from Pediculus humanus corporis (human body louse), 1266 nucleotides. Its product is annotated as Purple acid phosphatase precursor, putative. The transcript is spliced from 6 exons. Lineage: Eukaryota; Metazoa; Arthropoda; Insecta; Psocodea; Pediculidae. The record is from RefSeq and is a predicted model, not a curated record. Gene Ontology annotation, molecular function: metal ion binding; acid phosphatase activity. Bases 1 to 1266 code for a protein of 421 amino acids.
AUGAAAGUUCAAAAAAAAAACCUGUUGAAAAAUGUUCAUGGUGUCAUCUGGCCUGAACAAAUUCAUUUAUCAUUUGGAAAAUAUCCUCAGGAAAUAGUGGUUACAUGGGUAACUUUUUAUCCUACCAGAAAUUCCAUCGUUUGGUAUGGUACUUUACUGGAAGGUCUUACAAAUCAAGCAAAAGGAUUAUCACAAAAAUUUAUUGAUGGAGGACAAAGAGGCACCAUUCGUUACAUUCACAGAGUUGUUUUAUCUCAUUUAAUACCUCAAACCUUAUACGGUUAUCGUUGUGGAAGUCAAAAUGGAUUUUCCGAACAAUACGUAUUUAAAACAGUGCCAGAAGACGUGAAUUGGUCUCCUCGAAUAAUUAUAUUCGGAGAUAUGGGUUGGAAAGGUGCCGCCAUUGUUCCUUUUCUUCAAAAAGAAAUAAUGGAGAACGAAGUAAAUGCUAUUUUUCACGUUGGAGAUAUUGCCUAUAAUAUGGAUUCGUUGGAUGGUUUGGUCGGAGAUGAAUUUUUGAGAAUGAUACAGCCCAUAGCAACCUCAGUACCUUACAUGACAAUAGUGGGAAAUCACGAACAAGCUUAUAAUUUUUCACACUAUAAGAACAAAUUUACAAUGCCGGGAGAAAGUGACGGUUUAUUUUACAGCAUCAAUUUGGGACCGGCUCAUUUUAUUUCAUUUUCCACCGAAGUUUAUUACUUUCUAGAAUAUGGUUCCGAUUCGAUAAUGACACAGUUUAAUUGGUUGAAAAAGGAUCUAAUGAAAGCUUCAUCGUCCGAAAAUCGGAACCGCCAACCUUGGAUAUUCGUUUUGGGUCAUCGUCCAAUGUAUUGCAGUUCGGAUACAAAUGAAGAUUGUUCUUACGAUUCGAAUAUAUUAAAAUGUUGCGUUAUGAAUUCCCGUGUGUACGAUUUGGAAAAUUUAUUUCACGAGAACAAAGUAGACAUUAUGUUUUCCGGACACAUGCACUAUUACGAACGUACAUGGCCUAUUUACAAAAAUAAAGUUUAUAACGGAAGUUAUUGCGAACCGUAUAAAAAUCCAAAAGCUUGUAUUCAUGUCAUAACCGGCGCCGCUGGUAUGAUAAGCGGAACCGAAGUUGCUUCGAACAUCCGUCAAGAUCGAUUUCCGUUUUAUAAUAAUGAUAAUAGUUAUACGGUUCUUACUAUCGUUAAUGGAACGCAUUUACGCUUAGAACAAAUUUCUACAACCAAAGGUGGUAAAGUUAUUGAUUUUUUUUGGUUAAUUAAAGAUCAACUUUAA